Molecule: messenger RNA, 2220 nt
Organism: Naegleria fowleri
Lineage: Eukaryota; Heterolobosea; Eutetramitea; Acrasida; Naegleriidae
Exons: 3
Coding region: 1-2220 (739 amino acids)
Biological process (GO): fatty acid beta-oxidation using acyl-CoA oxidase; lipid homeostasis
Cellular component (GO): peroxisome
Molecular function (GO): fatty acid binding; acyl-CoA oxidase activity; FAD binding
Source: RefSeq, a predicted model, not a curated record
AUGCUAAACACAAACGCCAUUCACCACCACCACCACCACCACGACAACCACAUGAUGAUGGUUGAACAAAAGAGAAGACUUCAAGUUUUGACUGGUCAUCUCAUGCCACACACCACAAAUGAACAACAACAAGGAUUGAACGGUGGUGAAAUGUUGAAUUCAAAGGAAUUGAUGGUACAUGCCAAUUCUUGUUCUUCUUCUUCAUUCAUUUCAAAUCGAAGCGGAAUGGAUUUACCUUCGAAUGAAAGUCUUCGUCGUUACCAUAUCGAACUCAAGAGACAAGAUCGUCCUCUCCUUCCAAACACAAAAUCUCUUCAAGAAUUGAAAGCUUUCUACGCAAAGGACUCUUCUUCUCUUUCCUCUCGUUUGUUGCAAUCCAUGGAAGCUUCACUCUUUUCCAAAGGUUUCACUUCUUCACGUGAAAAGAUUUGGCAAGUUCUCGCACAAGAUCUCUAUGUGAUUGACAAUGAAUGGACAGUUCAUCAAUAUCGACAACAAUUGGAUUUGCAAUUUCAUGAAUUUAUGAAACAUCAACUUGUCACCACUGAAUUAAUGAAUGAAAACAUUUAUGCCUUUUUGGGAGCUGCUGAAGCUGCAUUGAGUUAUGAUGUUUCAUUUGCUGCAAAAUUGGUGGUGAGUUUACAACUGUAUGGAACGUGUAUUUACAGAUUGGGAACAGAGAAACAUCGUCACUUGUUGACAGAUUUGAAUCGAGCUCAAGAUAUUGGUUGUUUUAUGAUGACUGAAGUUGCACAUGGAUCGAAUGUGAAAGGAAUUGAAACGACAGCCACCUUUGAUCCUUCCACAAAGGAAUUUAUCAUUCACUCACCCACAAAAUCCUCUUACAAGUAUUGGAUUGGAAAUUCUGCAGUUUAUGGAACAAAAGCUUGUGUUUUUGCUCAAUUGAUUGUGAAUAAUGAAAAUAAGGGUGUUCAUGUGUUUGUUGUGCCCAUUCGUGAUCCCUUCACUCUCGAAUUAAGAGAAGGAAUCAACAUCAAAGAUAUUGGAGUGAAACAAGGAUGGAAUGCAGUGGAUAAUGGAUGUAUUGCAUUUGACAGAGUGAGAGUUCCAUUGGAUGCCUUAUUGAAUCGAUAUGGAGAAGUCACACCAGAUGGCAAAUAUGUGAGUGACAUUAAGGAUGAGGGAGCAAGAUUUGGCGUCACACUUUCUGCACUCUCGAUGGGUCGAUUGUUGUACAUUGCUGGUCCUACAUUUGCCUUGAAAGCUGGAUUAACGACUGCCAUUCGCUAUGCCCAUCAAAGACGACAGUUUGGAAACAAGAAUAAUUUGGAAAAUUUAAUUUGGGAAUAUCCCACUCAUCAUGAUUUAAUAUUACCCAUGCUGGCAAAUACGAUGGCCUUCUUUUCAGGUUUUACCACACUUUCAGACGAUUACACAAAAAGCAUUCGUGAUCACUCUGCUGCCGAAGAUUUUCAUGCCAUUGUUUCAGGUGUGAAAGCUUAUAUUUGUGAAUAUGCCACUCCUGCCUUGAGAGAAUUACGAGUGGCUUGUGGAGGUCAUGGAUAUUCGAAUAAUAAUAGAAUUGGAAUUUUAAUGAAUGACAUGUGUGUAUUUGGAACUGCUGAAGGAGAUUCCAUUGUCUUGUAUCAACAAUUAGCAAAAUAUUUGUUUGAUAAGGCAAAGAAAAAGUCAGCUUCUUCUGCAACCUUGAAAGAAAUCUUCACAGCAGAGAACAAGAUGGCCAAAAAUGCAGCAAGUGAUAUUUUGAAAUUUGACGUUCAAAAGAAGGUUUUGGCAUUUCGUGUGAAGAAAUUAUUGGAAGAAUGCAAUUCUCAAAUUGGAAAGCAUUUGAAAGAAAAGAAAGAUUUCCAAACAGCAUGGAAUUUGAGUUUGGUCAAAAUUAUUGAACUCGCAAGAAGUUUUGUUGAAUUGGAAUUGUUGUUCAGAAUGCAACAAGCUUUGUUGAAACAUGCCGUUGACAACGAAACUCGUGACAUUUUCAAAACCAUUUCUGACAUUUAUGCUGUGAGCAUUUUGAGACAAAAUCUCUCCUUCUACUUGAUUCAUCAAUACUUUGAGAUUGAAACUGCACAACUGAUCAUGGACAAGACUCUUCCAACUUUGUAUGAAAAAUUGAAACACAUUUCAUUGGACAUUGUGGAAUCUUUCAACAUUCCUGAUUUCUUGUUGAGAGCACCCAUUGGAAUUCACAACAAGAAGUAUGUUGAUAACACCUUGCAAAGCAUUGGUUUUUAUUAA